Thermothelomyces thermophilus ATCC 42464 is the source of this 1065-nucleotide messenger RNA. RefSeq lists its product as uncharacterized. The transcript is spliced from 2 exons. The record is from RefSeq and is a predicted model, not a curated record. NCBI's taxonomy places the organism in Eukaryota, Fungi, Ascomycota, Sordariomycetes, Sordariales, Chaetomiaceae. The coding region runs from base 210 to 755 and encodes 181 amino acids.
GCGACCCACUUAUGGGCCAGAAUGGAAAAUACAUGUGUAUAUAUCCUCAGGUGAGGAAAUGUGGGAGGGAGAGGGGGAAGGGCAUACAUAGGGCUACUCAGCAAGCUACCUACUUACCUUGCCGGCCACUCCCCUAGAAAGCAAAUUCAGCGUCGUUACGCGUCGGAAAAACCACUGCGCGUCCUAGCCCGAUCUCGGAGACCGUCAUGAUGAAACCCAUCUUGAUCGCGGCCCUUUUUGGCACAGCCCUGUCGUCGCCGGUGAUCGCAGCCGACGACCCCAUCUCGACGCCGACGCCGACAGAGCUCCAACCGGGGGCGUACUGGAUCCGCGCGGUGGCCGCGCCCAACUUCCACAAGUACUUCCAGACGAUACCGGCCAAUGUGCCGGGGGUGGCGAUCCUCGAGUCGCACACGACGGCCGGGCAGUUCAACAUCGAGGACGGCCAGCUCGUCAACAAGGUCUCGAACCCGCCGCUGUACAUGUGGGUGGAGGAGCCGGCCGACAAGGCGGACCCGCCGCGCACGCUGGCGACGGGCUUCAAUACGACCAAGAACACGUUCGGCACGUUCGCGUGGCAGGGCGACGCCCUGACCUGGUCGGAUCCGAGCAUCAACCGGCAGAACCUGGCGGCGUGGCUGGUGUGUGCGAAACAGGAGCUGUUCAUCAACACGGGUGCCUACGGUUGGCAGACGCCCGAGGGUUGCGCUGAUCAGACGAUCCACUACUAUAACGGCCAGACGGCAAACGAAUGAGGGGCAGGGGUUAGAUUAAGCUUGAAAGAUAAGAGAGGCAGGCGGAUCAAGCCAAAGACACAAUCAUCUAUGUGAUGUACGGCUCCUCAAGUCACUUAUUCAGUAUCAAUCAGGUGGUGUUAACGAGCUGGAAACUCGGUGCAAAUUGCAACCAGUGAAGGAAAUCAAUUGCCAGGGUUAUUAUUCUACAAAGACUUGGCUGUACUCCGUAGUGGACGCGAAAAGGGGUUCAGCCUUCCCGUUGCUGCUCGUUCCCGGAAAAGAGCGCUGCGAAUCAAUUUUACAAUACACUAGUCAUUUGCCAAAGUGU